Molecule: messenger RNA, 3885 nt
Organism: Fusarium sp. VM40
Lineage: Eukaryota; Fungi; Ascomycota; Sordariomycetes; Hypocreales; Nectriaceae
Source: the annotation of a GenBank genome assembly
AUGACGCCCGAUUCCACUCGUCCUCGGGACCCGUCUGCCGAGUUUUCAGUUGAUUUAGAUCUUCUUGCAGGCUUAUGGCAAGAAGCGUCUUUCCCCCGUCUGCCGCCUGACGCACCGCCUGAGCUUAAAGCUUGUGUACAGAAUGUUGGAAAUCCAGCGCGUGUUUAUGCAAUACAUCAAGCAAGUCGCCGGCAUGGGUUUCAACUUUUGGUAGAGAGAUAUAUCCUCCAACUUCGAUCCGGCUGCGAAAAUGUCAAUUGUGCCACGCCAUCAUGCUUCACAUUCAGACGCCGCUUGGCAGGCAAGGCCCCUAUCCGAAGAUAUAACACGACGAGCGCUAGGACCUUAGCAGUCUAUUUGGCAAGCCAGGACAAUCCAGAAAAAGGACUAUGUCCGUUUCUUCGCAAAUCUCAAGAUCCGCCAGCAGCUCUUGGUAAUUUAAUUUUCUCCACGCGACAGCCUUCACCAUCGCAUCCCGAUUCUAAGAGGCCUACCGUUGCCACAUCACCUGCCAUGCACAAGGAACGCCUUUCAAGACCACGGUCGUCCUCCUCAUCGUCCCAAGAUGUAGUAUCUCCCACUACUGGCCAUACGGCUUCUCUGAUCCAUGCUGGCAACAAACACACAACAAAGAGUUUGCAUUAUUCCGAUAGCGGUGAUUCAAGUACCCAGAUGCGGGUCGUCGAAAGUUCCACGAGCAAAGACCAUCGCUCGUUCGCCGCCAAUCUCUUCGGGACCGUGACUUUCAAAAUGCUUGAAUGGCUGACACCCAAGAGUGUGGCGGCAAUGUCGGAAAAGAUCAGUGACCUUGAGGUGGCUCGUUUAAGCACAUCCGCCGUGGAGUCUAAAGCUUCACAGAAGCCCACGUUGACUGAUACCUCCACGGGCUCAAACAUUGAUGACGCCUCCCCUUCCGAAUCGAAUGCGACUCGUUCGACCAAUUCAAAUUACCAGCCACAUAAGCCCGAGCUGAAUGAUCAUUAUUGCAAGGCAAAACCCUCAGGGGCAAGGAAUGGUCCGUCACCUAAACCCCGGAACAGUGCCAUGCCCAAAGCAAGGAAGGGUUCUGCAGAGCCACAGAAUAUCGCCAAAAGCGAAGAAGGAAAUAAAGCUGUUAAAGUUUCCCAAGUGCACAACUCCUUGCGCGAUAAAUCUUUACGACCAAAGAGCAGUAAGAAUUCGCCCGGUCGAGGCAUACCAGAAGUGCCUCUAAAACCAGGUUUCUUCGAAAAUGUCACGAAAACGCCAGCACAGCUUAGGCAGUCGAUAAGCCCACUCCCCGUCUCACCUGGCGAACUAUCGAGUGAAGGCGAGAGGGAUAAUCAUUUGGGCAACGGUCAUAUCAAGAAUGAUCGCGCCUUACAAGAGACAAGGUCGUCCGAGGCGCAGGCUGACGAAGUUUCCAGUCUGGACAGUAUCUUACCUCAAGCUCUCCUGCGGCUCGACGUCAAUCUGAUUGAUUUCAUAUGCGAUGUAUAUGAGGAAGACGGUACCUCCGAAGCCGUUUUCCAUUCCACCUAUGAAAAGAACAAUCCAUACCCCAAACCUUCUGGUAAACGAAAGCCGCUUUGUCGUCGGUCAAUGUUACGUACAGCUAGAUCUCGAAAGCAAUGGCUUCGUUUCAAUGAGCAAACACUCUUCAACGUCCUUGCCGAUCCACUGGCUGUUGUGCAAUCUUUUACCCACGAGCAGGAACUGUAUGAUUCUCAAACUCUGUGGUACUGCUUCCAUCGCUUAAGUCGUGUCGCUUCUAGCCUGGUCUUCCACAGUUUGUGGUUGGCGGCAGGCCGUCUGUUUGUUCCUCCACCGGACCUUAAGUCAAAUAUCUCUUCCCAGGGAGAUAGCGGAUCUAAGCCUCAAAAGCACACCAAAUCCCUUUCCGAUCGUGAUGCGGGCUUUCUGGUGUCUAUCUGCAUGCAUGCUUUGGUUGCUGCUGCGCCAGCUGUCCCUGAUUCACGGACGCUAUAUGAAAUGUCUCGUGUUCGUUCUAAUGGACUAACACUUGCCGGGGGCAGCACAAUAGCCCGGCAAUCUUCGUCCCGCUGUCUUGACUACGACGAUGCUUUCUCAAACGACUUGACUAUCAGGCUGGCACGGAGGCUAUUCUGUGCUGUCACAACUAGACGCCUUUUUGCCAACCAUGCACAAUCUCGCGAUUGUUUAGACGACUUAACAAAUAUUCAGAAUGACGUUCUUCAACCUUUAGUGGACCAACUUGAUUUCCUCAGCACGGGUUCAGCAUCGAUCCUCGACUUUCCACAUCCUGAACGUCUCCUACACGAAACCCGUGUCCCGACUGUCCUCCUAGAUUGGGCGCGGGCGGUUCUCUUAAAUGAAUGGGAUGGUAGGGCAGAUUUUGCGAUGGACGGACCUUUCGGUGGUGCUUUAUCGUUUAUCGAGACCUUGCAUGCCAAUAGAAACCUUUUACUGCUAGGAGACAUCCAAUUUCGGGUUGACUAUCUAUCAGAACGACUUGAUUCUAUCGAGAUGCCUGUGGACUGGCUGACAUUCAGUUCAACGCGCUGGCGACGACACAUCCUGGAUUACCCUUAUAUCUUUAGUCCAGAUACACUUGUUUCAUUCUUCCGUUCGAUCAACUUCGCUCGAAUGAGUCGCAUGUUUGAAGAGUCGAGCUCGCUCAAAACUCGAAUGAGCGCCAUUGUCGACCCUGGAAGCCUUAUCACUAAUCCACAUCAUAAAAUGGUCCUGCAGGAUCUUCUAAGGACUGCUUCUUCCAAAUACCUCGUGCUCGAGAUUGGCAGACAAAACGUUGCUCGAGAUGCCUUUGACCAGCUCUGGAGACGUGAAAAGCGAGAGCUACUCCGCCCACUGAAGGUACAUCUCGGAGAGAAUGCUGGCGAAGAAGGCUUUGACUCUGGAGGUGUCCAACAAGAGUUCUUUCGGUUGGCUAUCGCUGAGUGUCUAGACCCUGGGUAUGGAGCAUUUACCGUUGAUGAAAGAACACGCAUGGCCUGGUUCACCCCAGGGUCGCUAACCGAAUAUUGGAAAUAUGAACUGGUUGGGCUUUUGGUGUCGCUCGCCCUGUACAACGGCUUGACACUGCCAAUUACUUUCCCGAAGGCUCUCUAUCGAAAAUUGCUAGGCAAGCCUGUUGAAGAGCUUCAUCAUAUCGCCGAUGGAUGGCCAGAACUAGCAAGCGGUCUGACGAAACUACUGGAAUGGGACGAAAAGGAUGGCUUAGUCGAGGACAUUUUUACUCGAACUUACGAAUUCUCGGUCUUUUCCCUUGGUACCAUGGUCACGCGUGAGAUGGGAAUGGCCGAAAAGACGACUUGGCCAAACUCAGCCUCGAACUCGAACGACCUCGCGCCGCCUCAAAUGAACAACCCAGAUGAUGCCCCUCUGGUAACCAACGACAACCGGGAUGACUAUAUCAUUGACUACAUUCGUUAUCUCACAGAUGUUUCUAUUCGCCGGCAGUAUCUUGCCUUUGAGCGUGGGUUCAAUUCUUGUCUGUCUAAGAAGUCUCUCUCACUUCUGAGUCCUUCCACCCUACAGUCACUUGUUGAAGGAGUGCAGGAAAUUGAUGUUUCUGAACUAAAACGAUACACCCGCUAUGUGGGCUGGGACACUUCACACCGCACAAUCAAGGACUUUUGGUCCAUUGUAAAGAGAUAUGAUGAGAGGAUGAAGCAAAGACUACUCGAGUUUGUGACAUCAUCUGACCGCGUCCCAGUAGGUGGCAUGAAGAACCUACAGUUUGUCAUACAGAAGAACGGAGAGGAGGAUGGAACCGGUGGGCAUUUGCCCACAGCAUACACGUGCUACGGCACACUGCUUUUGCCAGAAUAUAGAGAUAAAGAGGUGUUGAGGGAACGACUUGGAAUGGCAUUAGAAAAUGCGCAGGGGUUUGGCUUUGCUUGA